Molecule: messenger RNA, 612 nt
Organism: Schistocerca serialis cubense
Lineage: Eukaryota; Metazoa; Arthropoda; Insecta; Orthoptera; Acrididae
Exons: 1
Coding region: 1-612 (203 amino acids)
Source: RefSeq, a predicted model, not a curated record
AUGUGGCAAGUUGUAAAGAAAGAGACCCAAUCUGACAAAAACAGAGUUAAUAAUAUUGUAUUGAAGACUGAUUUGGAAAACAUUAAUAACCCAGAGGAAGUAGCUAAUAUGUUUAGUAACUAUUUUAUAAAUGUAACAGAGAAAUUACUACAACAGACCUCCAACAGAAAACAGCAUACAGAAACAGGGGAAAAAGUCUCAAGCAAAACAAUGCUUCUGUACUCAACAAAUGUAGAAGUACAGGUUACAAUACAAAGUCUCAAAAUGAAAUACUCUGCAGGCAUAGAUGAUAUACCCGAUUUCAUUAUAAAGAAAUGUGGGGAUUGGAUUACUGAGCCCUCAACUCACCUAUAUAACCUAUCUCUUGCUACAGGAGCUUUUCCAUCAUGUUUGAAAAUAGCAAAAGUAGGCCUUCAUACGAGAAAAGGAAACAAAGAUGAUAUUUCCAACUACACACCAUUAGCACUUCUGUCUGUUUUCUCAAAAAUAUUAGAAAGGCUCUUUAAUAAGAGACUAACAGACUUCUUAGAGGAUAAUGGUAUUUUAUCAGAAUCUCAACUUGGAUUUCAAGCAAACCGUUCAACUGAUCAGCAGUUCACUCCUUUCUGUUAG